AUGCUGAAAACACCAGACGUGCUCCUUCUCCUCUGUCUUGUCGGGGCCGCGGACGCCCUGUACAAGCAGUGGAUCCCCAACACCAACUACGAGAACAAGAGCAACUGGGACACAGGAGCGGUUCCCUGUGGCAGUGACAUAGUUCAGUUCUCGGCCCAGAGGAGAGUGUCUGUGUUUCUGGAGACCGCACAUGCCGUGCAGGAGCUGAGGCUGCCGGUUGACGGAGAGUUCAUCCUGUAUGAAGGAGCUGGGUUCUAUGUUGUGUCAGGACAAGAUCCAGACUGCGGAGAAGGUGUCACUGCCCAGUUCAACGAUUCAGACUCCCUGCAGUGGUUUGACCCGGCCCUGUGGCAGGCAGCCGCAACACAGGAUGAACUGCAGGGUGGACGCUUCCUGUUCUCGGUCCACGAGGAGAGCGUCCCCUGCCAGUACGAUGAUGUCGUUUUCAAAGCCCUCUCCUCCUUCAGGGUGGACACCAGCUCCAGUCAGUCCAGCAUCCCAGUGAAAUCCGUGUCUGUGCUGGGGGAGAUGUUUGACAGCAGAUCUGAGUUUUCACAGUAUCUCAGCUCACGUUCUGGUCGGCUGCAGUUUCACGGAUCCUCCGCAGUCACUGCCGGGAACCCAGGCUGCCGGGAUCCUUCUGGCUGCGAGUGUGGGAACUCUGUGAACCGUCAGCGGAUCUGUAGCAGGGUGACAUGCGUGUCCCCGAACUGCAAGAAGCCCCUCUUCCCUGUCGGACACUGCUGUGAGGUAUGCGGUGCCAUCAUCAGCAUCCAUUAUGCCGCCAGCUUCGACCUACAGAGCUACAGGCAAAGGAUCCAUCAGCUCUUUCUUCAAUGGUCACAGUAUGAAACCAUCCAGCUGGGCAUGUCUAAAGUCUUCAAGUCCCAGCGUUUGAUGGGGAUCGUCCCUUUCGGCAGCGCACCCGAGAUCCAGGUGGUUAUUACGGAUGGAGAGACGGGGGCCCGGUCGGAGGCUCUGGCCUUGGAGAUCUUGGAGGAUGCCCGCUCCCAUGGCCCUAAACUCGGAAUCGCUUCGACCGACCUUCAAGCCUCCUCUGGCAACAACCAGUCUGGAGGCAACACGGGGAUGGUGGUUGGAGUUGUGUUUGGAGUCUUGAUCAUGAUUACGCUCAUUAUCACCGUGGCCGCCCUGAUUCACAAGGGCGUCGUACGAAUGCCAUCGAUGCCGUCAGUGCCGUCUCUGAGGAGCUUCGGGAGAAAGACUGAGACAGUUGACCUUGGGGGGUCUCUUGACCACGGAUUCAACAACCCGAUGUUUGACGACCUCAGCAUGAUCCCUGACCUUCCGGCUCUAAACGGGAAUGAAAUCAACUCGAUUUCCAUCACUCAGACAGGUGGUGUGUACUUUGUGAAUCCAGUUUAUGAUGAGAAUGAAACUGACUUUAAUGCCUGA
This is a messenger RNA of Pleuronectes platessa (European plaice), 1416 nucleotides long. RefSeq names its product amnion associated transmembrane protein (gene amn). Gene Ontology annotation, biological process: intracellular protein localization; receptor-mediated endocytosis. Bases 1 to 1416 code for a protein of 471 amino acids. Gene Ontology annotation, cellular component: endocytic vesicle; apical plasma membrane. NCBI's taxonomy places the organism in Eukaryota, Metazoa, Chordata, Actinopteri, Pleuronectiformes, Pleuronectidae. The transcript has a single exon. The record is from RefSeq and is a predicted model, not a curated record.